CAGUCUUGACGAUCAUGACGACAAUAAUAACAGCAGAUGCUUCUUAUUGCCCCGCAAGACGGAGAUAGACAGUGGCAUGUCAUGCCAGGGGUCUACUCCGGAGUCCGAAUAGCUUCACGACUCAGAACAUAUUUAACACGAUCCUUUCUGGUUCACUAUUCUUUCUAUCUUAUGCUGUGUCUGAUGUUUAUUUGCACCUAAUUCCGAGAUGCAGCGUCUUCUACAUACACUGCCCCGUACCAGUGGCAAGACUCAGGACCCCGACGACAGGUUCUUCUCUCAAGGUCCUAGCCUUUGUCAUCUCUCGCUUGUCCAAAGAGGCGAGGAAUUACUCCAGCCGCUUGGUCGUGGAAGACAUCCAAGUCUUACAGCAAUGAAAUGGAUCUUGAACCGAUGGACCGAUGGACCGAUAGAGUUCCGGUCGCUGAUGAUGAUGAAUAACAGUCCAUCGCUCCCGUCGUCCGAGGCCAUCUCUGGGAGCUGACUGUCCCUAACUUCAGGGCCCGUUGCUCAAGGACAGCACGCAUGCCCGCUUCUCUACCCGCAGCGGCUUCGAGCGGGAUGAAGCGGCUCGCAGUUACCGUCAACCGCCCGUCCCGAUCGCUGAGAUGAGCUCUGAUGUUGGUCCGGUCGCCUCCACCCGUCUGGAUGAGGUGCGACUCUGCCUUUGCGAGAAGCUCAUACUGCAGGCGCAUGCAUCAGGGCGACCAGGUAAUAGGUUGCUGAGCAAGAUCAAGCUGAGAAUCGCCACCAUUUCUCAGAUAUAUAUAGCUACUCCACUGUCUUGACUACAGCAUACUGGCUUAAUCGAGUCUUGGAUCGGCACCACUGUCAGGUUUCCCGUGAACAAGUAAACCUUGGCUAAACUCGAUUCACAUCCUGCGUCCCUCAAAUUAACUUUCGGGUGUCUGAGAUAGGAACGAAAGAUGCCUUCGUAAGCUGCUGUAUCCACGUAGGAUGUCAUAAUGAAGUCGGUCGUGACGUCAAGCAGUUCCGGACCCAAACACCCGAAAAGGAACCUGGAUCACCCAGGUAUGGAGGAGAUAUAAAAAGGGCUGCAGUGCGCGGAAGAUGUGUUCCUGAAUCAAUUCAUCCUGUCGAGUCACCAAAACAAUUGCUCUUUCCACUGAGAAUGUCGUCCAACGCUGAGAGCAUAGCUCACCGUACCAGCCGGCCAACGAAGCUCCCUCCCAACCCGGUCGAGUACGAGAAGGAGGUCUACCAAAAAGGACUGCAGUUCGCACGACCCCCGUUCACUUUCCAGACAGGAUUAUGGGAGCCUCAUGCCAAGGAACGCAUGUCCGCCGAGUCCAAGGGCUACGUGGCUGGCAAUGCGGGAACCGGAGAAACAUCACUCAAGAACCGGGAGGCAUUUGCGAGAUGGUCCAUCGUGCCCAGGCGCCUGGUUAAGACCAAGAGCCUGCCGGAUCUGUCCACAAAGGUCCUCGGUCAGAAGUUCCCCUUCCCCAUCGCGGUGGCACCGGUUGGAGUCCAGCGGAUCUUCAACCCGCAGGGUGAGAUUGCUUCGGCCGCCGCAGCGGCCAAGAGCAUGACACCGUAUAUUAUGAGCACGGCUAGCAGCACCAGCAUCGAGGAGGUUGCAAAGGCGAAUGGAGACGGGGUCAGGUGGUUCCAGCUGUACUGGCCGACCAACGAGAACAACAAUAUCACACUGUCAAUACUUUCACGAGCCAAGAAGGCCGGCUUCUCCGCUUUGUUUGUUACCCUGGACACAUAUAUCCUUGGCUGGCGCCCUUCUGAUAUGGACAAUGGGUACAACCCGUUCCUGCGAUCGGACCAAAUCGGAGUGGCCAUUGGGUUCACCGACCCGGUCUUCCGCAAGCAAUUCAAGCAGAAGUACGGCGUCGAAAUCGAAGAUGAUAUGCAUACCGCUGCCGCAGAGUGGACGCAAACUGUCUUCCCCUCUCUGAGCCACGGAUGGGAAGACCUUGAGUUCAUCAAGCAACACUGGGAUGGCCCUAUCAUUCUCAAGGGAAUCCAGACCGUGGAGGAUGCGCAGAAAUGCGUCGAAAUGGGUGUCCAGGGGAUUGUAGUGAGCAAUCAUGGCGGACGACAGGUGGAUGGAGGUGUGAGCUCACUGGGAGUUCUCCCACGGAUCGUCGACGCAGUUGGCGACAAGCUGGACAUUUUCUUCGAUUCCGGCAUUCGAGCCGGGGCCGAUAUUGCAAAGGCCAUGGCGCUGGGAGCGAGGAUGUGUCUGAUCGGCCGGCCGUACGUGUACGGGUUGGCGCUGGGAGGAGAGAAUGGCGUGGGCCAUGUCUUGAAUUCCCUGCUUGGAGAUAUGCAGCUUACUCUUCAUCUUGCUGGCAUUCCAUCGGCUGAUCCGGCUCAUCUGAACCGCAGUGUGCUUGAGCGUGAAGAUCGAUUAUAGUGGUCAGUUAGGAGUCAGCGGUGUUGAUCAGCGCAUAGUUCCUAGUUCCUAGCCAAUGAAUCUCGUUUUCAUUUCCUCCAUAUGUACAACGCUCUCCAGCUAGAGGUAUGCUGGGCAGACUCAUGGCAAUAGUUAAUAUUGGGGCUUAGUUAACUAGGGCACUCAUCUGUUGGAUCAACUUGCUUGAUUGUCUCUAUCUACGUUGGUCUAGCUAUUUUAGUGUGUCAGGCCAAGCGAGG
Messenger RNA from Monascus purpureus, 2631 nucleotides. The record is from the annotation of a GenBank genome assembly. NCBI's taxonomy places the organism in Eukaryota, Fungi, Ascomycota, Eurotiomycetes, Eurotiales, Aspergillaceae.